CCUUAUUAGUCCGAGUCCUCCUUGUUCCGUUAAUCAGACCCUGGGGAAAUUGCGCUCCCACGCGCCAAACUCACCUCUCGUUACCGUCGAUCGCCUUGACCUCGCUCUCACCACCCCUUUAAUUUGAACUCUCGAUCUCGCUCACGGUGCUGAUGUGUCUGGUCGGAUGCGGGGCUUGAUUGUUGACUCCCCUUUCCAACUUCCACCGGCGUUCUUGGCAACUCUAUCGCGGGCGCGCUCUUCGCCUACUCCUACUUCCCCCCCCUCCUCCUCCCCCUUCACCUUACACUCGGACGAUAGCCCUGUCGCGAUCGGAAUCGCAGUCAUAUCGCUGGUUAACUCCCGGCGCUAUCAUUCACUAUGGAAUCACCCGCUGUUUAUCCGGAAUCGCCAAUGGAGCAGGAGGACGUCCCGUUCCCUUGCAAGGGCUGUGGCGAGAUCCUCGAAGAAGGCAAGGCCUUUGAAUUGGCGGGUAAUCGCUGGCAUAUCGAAUGCUUCUGCUGCAGCACCUGUGGCACCCUUCUCGACUCCGAUGCGCACCUGCUCCUUCUCGGAGACGGCUCUCUCAUCUGCAGCAACUGUACCUAUAGCUGCAGUUCGUGCGGCAACAAGAUCGAGGACCUGGCCAUCUUGACCGGCGAGCAAGCCUUCUGCUCCCAAUGUUUUCGCUGCCGGAACUGCAAACGAAAGAUCGAAAACCUGCGCUAUGCCCGCACCUCCCAGGGCAUCUUCUGCAUGGACUGCCAUGAGUCCUUGAUGCAGCGUCGUCGGAAACGGAACCGAGGCGCCACAACGUCCAAAAAACCACCCUCGUCGAACGUGAAGCUGGACAAAUCGCUUCCCUCCUUGCCCCCCCAAGAAGCCGCGUCGCUCUCCCGCAGGGUCGCCGAGGACCUCGCUGCGGAUUCAUACGCGGAUGCGACGACUGAGGUGGCAUCUCGAGGUGCCGCUCCUGCGCUGGACGCGGGCAAGACCCCGAACGCUGCGGCCCCUCGACCCGCGGCCGAACAGCCAGACAAUCUAAUCCUUCCUUCGAGUACCUACCGAAGCCACCGUCACUCUACGCUUCCCCGGGAGGCGGAAGCGGACAGCGCCGGCGAACUGCUGAUCCCUGUCGCAUUCGAUCCGUCGGAAGAGCAACGGCCGUCGUGCGACCACGACCACGCCAGUGACGGUCACAGUUCUCUCCCGUCCGGCCACACAUCCCCUCACAUUGCCUACCAAGAGAAGGGACGGGACCGUGCCGCUGCGGACCCGGGCCGUUGGAACCAGGAUGAUCUGGCGGCGACCGCCAACGGUACGGCGCGGGCUCCACCGGGAGAUGGGUUCAAGGCCCCCCAGGUCCCCAGCCGUACCAAGUCCGAGUCGGUCCGGAGCUCCCGGUCUGAAUUGCGGACGGGUCGGGGGGAAACCAGCACCUUCUCGUCCCCGAGUCCGGAGAGCACGAGAUCGUCCAGCACGCUGCAGAAGGAUGGGUCCACGCUCGGCUCGCAACGAUCGACCGCGGCGGAUAGCUCGCUGACCUUCCCAACGCGCCCGUCGCAUGAGCUCCGUCGCCUCCAUGAAACGAGCGGCUCCCUGGAUUCGUCUCGCUCAUUCCUGUCGUCGAGUAGCAGCCAUCAUCUCCCCCGGCGAGGCGAUUCCUUGGAGAGCAAACUGUAUCAGGCCCCCCGGAGGGACGCCGCCGGACACUCCCCCCGGCCACCGUCCGUCCAAUCCGGUGAGACGUGGCAUGAACGUAGCAAGACCAUGACCAAGAUCGGGGAAUCGCGCACUCCACGUGGCGACGUCGGCGUGGACCAAUCCCGGCCACCCCGCCCGAAUUCGAUCACCACCAUCCAGCAAGUAGACCGCACGGGUUCCCCGUUGUUGCGGUAUAGCGCAGGCGGCGACCUGUCGAUGGAUGAGGAUAUGGCUCGGCUGAUGGGUCCCGACGACUCCCAUCCCGCGCAGACGAGCGACUCGUUUUUGCGCCGUGUAUCAAAUUCGGGCAUCGCGAGUCCUCCCGCCGUCUCUCCUGACGCCGCGGCUGCGGACGAAGUCGCCUGGCUGCGGAGCGAGUUGCGCAAGGAGCGCCAACGUGUCCAUGAGCGGGAGCUGAAGAUUGCCGAGAUGGAAUCGGUGCUGCACGCCACCGCGGACGUCAAGCAGGUCAACACGGAGCUCAAUGAGAAGCGGUCGACCAUGGUCGUCCUGGAUGCGCGGAAGGAGAUCGUCAUGCGCGAGCUGUCGGUCCUGACCGACCAUCUGGAAGCCGAAAAGCGCGGUGGCAGCGGUCACCUGGACCUGGGGAAGCUGACCAACCACGUUCUCCGGGAAUUCGUGGAAUCGAUCCAGCAGCUGAAGGACUCCUUCACGCCGCAGAUUGAAGAGCUCGUGCAGAGCCGGAACGACACCGCGGAGGAGCUGGCUAAUCUCAACCGCAUGAAGGACAAGAGCUUCCAGGAGUUCGAGCAGCUGUCGUCUAAGAAUGCCCAACUGGCUGAACUGAACAAUCAGCUCGUCCAUCAGAUCCAGGAACUCUACAAGGCCACCCCCACCGAAGGCAAAGGCGGUGCCAACGGGCUUGGCAUCUACUCGCACGGCAAGGAGAAAUCGCUGUCGUCCAUCGACGCCCUGCGAAGCGCCAACGAUGGUGCUUCGACGGCCAACAUCUCCGAAGAAGCGGAGCCCGCGACCAUCCUUCCAGGGCCGCAGGUGGUCAGCAUCCGGAAGGGACAGCCUCGCAAGUUCAACUGGAAGAAGGGCGGCCAGAACGUCGCCAAGGGUGUCACCAAGGGUAUCAAGGGCGCCUUCAUGUCGAGCGAGAACGCGGUGGAAGGCGGGCCUGGUCUACCUCGCUCCCAGACGCAGGACCCUAGCCGCCAAGGAUUUGGAUUUUUUGGAAACCAACGGAACAAGCAACAAGGUGGUCGGAUGCCCCAGUCGGACACUGUUCCGGUUGUUGCUGAAAAUGGACCCGCAACGCUGUUUGGCACCGAUUUGGAACAGCGGAUGGAGUAUGAGAAGAGCAUCAUCCCUGCUAUCGUCACUCGCUGCAUCCAAGAAGUGGAACUUCGAGGUAUGGACAUGGAGGGUAUUUACCGCAAGUCUGGAGCCGCAUCCGCCAUCCAAACCAUCCGGGAAGGCUUCGAGCAGUCCCCGCAGGAUUACGACAUUUCCGACCCCGACCUGGAUAUCCACGCCGUGACAUCGGCACUAAAGCAAUACUUCCGCAAACUCCCCACUCCACUCAUCACCUACGAAGUCUACGACAUGGUCAUCGAAACGGGCGAGAUCCAAUCAACCGCAGCUCGCAUCGAGAGCCUACAGAACUGUCUCCGCGAACUGCCCCGCGUGCACCAGGACGUGUUGGAAUUCCUCGUAUUCCACCUGAAGCGGGUCGUCGAGCGCGAGAAGGAGAACCUGAUGAGCAGUCAGAACAUCGCCGUGGUGUUUGCCCCGACCAUCAUGCGGCCGCAGAGCCUGGCCCGUGAGAUGACAGACGUGCAGAAGAAGAACGAGGUCCUCAAGUUCCUGGUGGAUAACUGCCAGGAGGUAUUUAUGGGAUUGCAGGGGUAGUCAUCUCAUCUUAUUACUCAACUCAUCAUCAACAUCGUGGAAGGGAACCCGGUAGUUCAAAAAUUGGAGGUUUAAGUCAAUUGACUUUUUGGGUGUUUGUUAUUCUUUUCCGCUGUUGUUUGCUUCGUUCUCGGCCUUGGACGGUUUCUUUCUUUCUUUCUCUUCCUCCUUGAUUGCCGCACUGCCUCCUGUUAUUAUUACUGCUACUACUACUACCCAC
Molecule: messenger RNA, 3781 nt
Organism: Aspergillus campestris IBT 28561
Lineage: Eukaryota; Fungi; Ascomycota; Eurotiomycetes; Eurotiales; Aspergillaceae
Product: putative Rho GTPase activator Rga
Exons: 7
Coding region: 361-3561 (1066 amino acids)
Biological process (GO): signal transduction; regulation of GTPase activity
Cellular component (GO): cytoplasm
Source: RefSeq, a predicted model, not a curated record